AUUAUUUGCUUCAAAGAAUGAGUGAAAAAAAGUUUUAAGAAUUAACUGAUAAAAGGCAAAGCCUUGAAAAUGAGUUAAAAAUUUUAGAGAAACAAAUAUUUGAUUUGGAAACCAAAUAUUUAGAAGAAACAGCUGCAACAGGAAAUGUAAUCAAGGGAUGGGAAGGAUAUACAGCAAUAAAAAGUGGGAAAUUAAAUGGGAAUGUUCCAAGAAAAACUAAAGCCAAUGCCAAUGAUCGUAUAUUUUCAUAAAGCAGCAAAACAUCACCUUUUGUAAUAAUUAAUAUUAAGAUUAAGUAUUAAAUUACAGAGACUGUGGCUGAAGAGCCUAAAAGCCCCAAAAGUCCAUAAUUUAGGCCAAGAAGAAUGAAGAAAAAGAAACAUUAUGGAUAUAAAAAAGAGUAUUUGUGAAAGUUAUUAUUAGCGAUGUUGUAGAAAAUUCUUAGGGGAGUUCUUCAGAAGAUUUUUAAUAAGAUUAAAUCAAAAAAGUUAAAGGGUCCAAAAAAAUAUGA
This is a messenger RNA of Paramecium sonneborni, 511 nucleotides long. NCBI's taxonomy places the organism in Eukaryota, Ciliophora, Oligohymenophorea, Peniculida, Parameciidae. The record is from the annotation of a GenBank genome assembly.